GGGACCACCAGACCCGGGCUGGAAGGACGGGUGCCCAAGACCCCUUCACCAUGCCAGAGGGAGCCCGCCGGGGCAGCAGCAAGAAAGCCGGUAAAGCAGCACCCCGGCCCUCGUCCGUCUCUUCGCUGGGCGGGAUCGGCUCCAACAUGGCGUCGGACCCCAUCCUGGGCAGCUGCACCUCUGUCAACACCGUCUGCUCAGACAGCGACCGGCCCGUCAGCCUCAGCUCCUCCGCCUCCUCCGCCUCCCUGCAAGAUGGCCAGAGCGCCUUUGGCGGCGGGGGCGGGCUUGGGGGCUGCCCCGCCUCAUACCCGGCCCAGAACGGCAGCGACAUCAGCCUAGACCUCACGCCGCUGACCCUGCUGGACGGCCCGGGGGAGGCCCGGAGGGGUCCCAAGCCCUGCGGCUGGGCCGCGAACCCGGGGCGGAGCAAGGAGCGGCGGGCGAAGCUGUCACACCUGGAGCGGGUGGUGCUGGAGAUCGUGGAGACCGAGCGGGCCUACGUGAGGGACCUGCGGAGCAUCGUGGAGGAUUACCUGGGAUGCAUCAUCGACUGUGGACAUCUGCCACUCAAGCCGGAACAGGUGAAUACUCUUUUCUGCAACAUCGAGGACAUUUAUGAGUUCAACAGUGAGCUGCUGGAGGAUUUGGAGAGGGACACCAGCGCGUCCGCUAUCGCAGAAUGUUUUGUGCAAAGGAGUGAAGAAUUCGACAUCUACACCUUGUACUGCAUGAACUACCCCAACUCUGUCUCCGUCCUGCGGGAGUGCAUGGCGGACGACUCCCUGGCCCGGUUCUUCCGCGAGAGGCAAGCCACUCUCUCGCACUCGCUGCCGCUGGAGACCUACCUCCUCAAGCCAGUCCAGCGGAUCCUCAAGUACCAUCUCCUCCUACAGGAGCUGGCGAAACAUUACGAGAAAAGCAGCCCCGGUUACGAGGCCGUGGAGGAAGCCAGCAUCACCAUGACCGCCGUGGCUUGGUACAUCAACGACAUGAAGCGCAAGCAAGAGCACGCCACACGGCUAAAGGAGAUCCAGGGGCUGCUGGUGGGCUGGACGGGCCCGGACCUGGAGGCCUUUGGGGAGCUGGUGCUGGAGGGGCAGUUCCGGGUGCCGCGGGCCCGCAAGGAGCGCGUCUUCUUCCUCCUCAGCAAGGUGAUCCUGAUCACAAAGCGGCGCGGCGAAGGCUUCGUCUACAAGAGCCACAUCUUCUGCUGCAACCUGUCCCUUCAGGAGAACACGAAGGACCCGCUCAGCUUCCGGAUCUCUGACCUCUUCAUCCCCAAACAACAGCACCUGGUCCAGGUGAAAAACCAAGAAGAGAAACGGCUCUGGAUCCACUACCUGAAGCGACUGAUCGUGGAGAACCAUCCGGCGUCCAUUCCUCAGAAGGCAAAGCAAGUCCUGCUGGAGAACAGCUUCCAGAGGAAGUGUUUUAAUUCCCCAGAGAUCUUCGCGGACACGCCGAGGAAGCCGCUGCCUUCCCCUCGGCCGGACGAGUCCAAGGGCUGCACCCGCGGCAGGCGGCAGUCAGAGCCGCCCGAAUACAUGUAUAGUCCCGAGAGAGCUCGGCGUAGCUGCCCCAUCCUUCUGCUGGAGAAGAGUGGAUCCUAUCGCCGUGGGCGCAGGCAAUCGGAACCAGCGAAGGAGUCCGGAGGAUCGUUUCAUCGAGCGAACAUGACUGAGUUAAAGCACGCCGACAGCGACGGAGAGCUCUUCCCGGCCGCCGAGCCCGGCCGCCCCUCCGGGAGUCCCUGCACUCUGGCAUCCAGCGUGAUGGAGGCUGAGCCGGGGGAUUCGGACCCGGAGGAAGGAGAGGGGGAGUUCUCUCUCCCCGAAGAGCCCGUCCCUGCCAACCUGUCCAUCACAGAGGAGAUCCUGGAGCUGCUAAGCCAGCGGGGCCUGGACAAGGAAUCGGGGACUCUUCUGGGACCGGCGAACCUGGAGGUGUCCAGCGCGGGUGCACAGGAUCAACCCCUCCAGAACGAUGCCCUGGAAGAACUGGAGGAGGAGGAGGAGAAGGAGCCGGACGCCCAGGAAGGUGUGCCCUUCGAGCCCCUCGGCGCCCCGUCCCAAAGCGACUCCCUCCAGGAACGGGCCCCUCCGGUGCUCGGCCACUCCUUCGCCAGCGACUCCUCUGAAGGAGAGGAGGAGCAGCAGCGGGAUGAGGAGAACGGCCCGUCUCCCCUUCACGUCUUGGAGGAGCUGGCCUCAGAAGAAGUCUGCAGCAAGCCGGAAGAUGCCGACGGCGCUGUCUUCUCCGAGCAGGAGGCAAUGGACGGGGAGCACCCGCCACAGGGGGGUGGAGACGGAGCCAACCGGCCGACCCCGUGCCCCCAGAGCUCAUCGGUUGGCUUGGACAAAGAGGAGAAAGGGGCCAAGCGAGAGUCUACACUAAGCAAAGACGACUGGCUGCUGAUCGAGAAGAUCAAGAGUUAUUACGAGGGAGCAGAGGCACUGACGAAGGCGCCCGGACCGGGCAAGAAAGAGUGCACCCCUGCUGUGCCCACCGGCGUGGUGCGGGAGUCCGUCCUUCGAUUCAACAGCAUCUUAAGCCAAAAUGAUGCCCAGGAUGGCAGAGUGGGCAGGGCCAAAUCCCGGAAGCCCCGCCCACCCCCCAGCGCCUCCAAUCAUGAUCAUUCCGUCAGGAGCAGGAGCCAAUCAUGUAGCACACAAAUGCCUUCCUGCCACGAGGAUUCCGAGGAAGGGCAGAGCCAGCUGGCCCCGAAUCUGGAACAUUCCAAAAGAGGGCGGAGCCAGUCUGAUGGCGCCCAAUCACCAGACGGGAUGGAGCUUUCCCAUAGCAGAGAAUCCCCGUUGCUGCAUAGCGGCGGUAAGAAUUCCGAGGAGGGGCAGAACUCAUCUACGGGCAUCCGAUCGAAUGACACCCCUAACGAUGCGGGCCAAGAAAGGAACCGUCACAGGUCCAAAAGUGGGAGUGGCUUAGAGGAGGAGGUGGAGCCCGAGUUCAAGUCCUGCGCAGAGAUCCGGAAAGCCUGGCAGGAAAAAGAACGCAGCAUCCUCGACACCCCGAAGAAAGGUGCCAAAACAGGCAGCAGAGAAUUGUAUUGCCCCCAAGAGACUCCGGUGUACGUAGAAGCUUUGCGCAUUGUGGAGGAUUCCGACCUGGAGGACCCCCCAUCAGUUCCAAGCAGAAAUCCGGAACACGGAACGCACGGCGGAGCGGCCGAGAGGAGGCCGGUGACCGCGGUGGCUGAUGGAUCUUCCGGCUACCUCCCGUCGCUGGACAUCUACGAGAACGGGGACCCGUGUCUCUUGGAGAACUCGGAACGGAUCAUCAACAAAGUCCAUGCCUUGGCUAAGAUGUACAGCGAGAAGAUCAGCAGAAUGAAAGCUCAGAAGAAGGGGCUGGAGGAGCCGAGGGGGCGGCCCGGGGCUCCCCCAAGAAGGGCCGCCGCCAGAAACCUGGCCGGGGUGCAGGACGGGAGGACGGGAGCCAGCAUCCCCCACUGCGAGCCACGGAUCUACGGCCACAUCCUCAUCCACGAAUCCCUCCAGCACGUGAUCGGCGUCCAAGAGAAUAUUCCUCUCGUGGCCGCCACCCGGGGAAACGCUCUCGACCUGCGUAGCGAGAGGCCCCACCCGCUCCUUUCUCCAGAUCUCCUGGGGCCACUGCGGCAGGCAUCACUGUAUCCCGAUUCCCACAACGGCUGCGUUGGGUCAAAUGACUUGUCGCACGUUGGCAGUGAGCAAAUUCCCGCCGCUGAUGAAGAUAGAGGAUGCCCAGGAGCAGAUUCUUCUACUCUCGCAUGCAAUGAGGAAUCUGGGAUCCCAGCAGAUCCCACCGAGGAGGACUCCAAUGUGGGUGGCCCUCCACCACACCCCAAACCCCUGGACAAGGCAACCGUUGCGGUCACAAAGGCAGAGGAAUCUGUGGGUACAUCAGAGCCAGACAAAGAGAUGGGGGAGGCCAAGCGGUCAUCUGGGGCUCCUAAGAUCCAGCCAGGGGUCGCCAUGGAAACUGUAAAGUCCAGCCUCCCCCUAGAAUCCCAGCAGAGCCACAGCGACUUGAAGGCAGGAGAUUCGGCCGUCUUCUCUCGCCCCACAGAGGAACUAAAGUCCACGUUAUCUGAUUCCUCAGCUGUAUGCGCGGGGGAGCACGGCUUGCCACUGAUGCAGGAAUCGAGUCAUUCCCUCCUGGGCCAUGGGCCGAGGCAACCGUCCGAGAUCAUAUGGGAGAAAAGGGGGCCCAGCCCUUCCCUGGAGACAGUUGACUGCAAAGAAAGGGAUGAACGGAUGCUGGGUACGAGUGAGGAUGACUCCAAAACUGCAUCAGGGACCUGCACCCAGGAAACCCCAACUUCUACCCCUAGCCCUCUCCCCAAUGCUUCCAAAACCACAAUCCCCCUACCACUUCUCUCCUCCGGAAGUGUGGGGGCUUCAUUGCCCAGUAACGGCUCGCCCCCGUCAACUCCCAGGGUGGGAACCCCUAUUCGGGAGCCCCCGCACCCAACACGUGGUGAUUCCCAGGCUGCGGUGGAGUCCCCGGUCUCCGCCCCAGAGCCACAUCCAUCCACGCCUCUCCCAAAGCUGCUCCCCCCUUCCCCGGUCCGCCGGUGCCUGUCGUCGAGCGCUGCUGCCAUCUCUCGGUACAUCGCCGCUUCCUGCAUCAGCCAGAGCUUGGCCAGGAGAAACGGCCCCCCUCAGCCCGAGGAGCUGCAGGCCCCUUGUCGGCCUCUUCCACCCGCCCAGGCCCCGCCAAGACCAAAAGUGAACCCUCUGGCUCUUCUCCCCAAAGGGGCACCCAGAGCCCCUGGCAGCUUGGGGAGGGCAGAGGCCUGGUCUCCACGAGAUGCCGCUCAGGCUGGUAGUGCCCCCCGCUGCUUCAGCCCGGGGCCUUCGUCGCCCAGUCGCCAACGGGCCUGGUCGGCGGCAGGCCCGGUCUUCGAGCACCGUACUCCAUUCUCUUCUGCCUCAGAGCCCAACUCCCGGGUCCAGUCGCCCUCCCCCGUGAAGAUCAGGGUCUGCUCCCCGCCUCCAUCUGGGUCCCAGGGCUGCACUUUCACCCCUCUGUAUGCCCACCCUCCUGGGCAGCCGCCUACCCACAUUGCCUCACCGGUGCCCCAGACAGCGACCCCUGCCCCGGGGCCAUCUGUUUUACCUCAGUGUGGCUGGAGGCCUCGAGGAAACAGCCUACCCACCGGUGGGCCAGCCGAGAGCAUGGCCACAAGCGGGGACCGGGCUCCCGGCCCGCUGACUGGCGCUCCCCUCAAUUCUCACGAACUCGGCAGCAUCAAGUGGCCGAACGUGCCGGGCCUGCGUUCGAAGUACGGGAGCGCUGAACGCAGGCUGAGCCCCCAGCGGAAGGAAGCUGAGGGGGACGGUUGUCCCAGACUGGACACCCCUGGAACCACGGACGUGGCUCAGUGCUCAGAGAAGAGUCACCAAAGGGCCAGCUAUUCUACGACGGUCAACAUCCAGAUUGGCGGCAGUGGGAGGAUAGCCUCUUUUAGCAAAGCCCAGGUCAGUCUGACCCACCCUCUUCUCCCCACGCCAGAGCAGCCAAGCAUCAGGAAGGUCAACGGCAACGCUUUGGAGAUGCCGCAGAAAACGUGA
Gekko japonicus is the source of this 5576-nucleotide messenger RNA. It is a transcript of the gene PLEKHG2, whose product is annotated as pleckstrin homology and RhoGEF domain containing G2. Gene Ontology annotation, molecular function: guanyl-nucleotide exchange factor activity. The coding region runs from base 51 to 5576 and encodes 1841 amino acids. The transcript has 20 exons. Lineage: Eukaryota; Metazoa; Chordata; Lepidosauria; Squamata; Gekkonidae. The record is from RefSeq and is a predicted model, not a curated record.